AUGGCUGCCGUCCUCUCGAACCCCUACGAGCCUGCCUACGCGCUCACAUCCUCCUCGCGGAUCUGCCCAGACGCUCCCAUGACUCCCGGCCCCUGCUCAGCGUCGUCGUCGACCAUGUCACCGGCCGAGAUUGUGUCGGUCGCGGCCCGCACCACCAUCUCUCAGUCGCAGGCAUACACCCGCUCCACGACCGCGCGCGACCCCAGCCGGUACGUCGACCCAGAGCAUGCGGCUGCUGCUGCCGCUGCUGCCGCCGCCGCCGCAGCGAACGCCGCCUCGCGCCAGCUCUCGCACCACAUCCAGAACAAGGCGCAGCCUCAGCCGCAAGCGCCGCCGCAAGCACAGCUGCCCCAGGUGCCGCAGCAACAGCACCGAUCGCAGGCGCCACAGCCCCACAACGCACCGGCGCAGCAACCUCGGCCGGCGCCGCAACCGCAGCAGGCGGGCGCCGAGCAGCGUGCGCAGCCAAAGUCGCUGAUCAGCUUCAACGUCGGCUCUCGCUACAAGGUUUGCGACGUCAUCGGCGAAGGGGCGUACGGCGUCGUCUGCUCGGCCAUCCACCGCUCGACGGGGCAGAAGGUGGCCAUCAAAAAGAUCCAGCCGUUUGAGCACCAGAUGUUUGCGCUGCGCACGCUGCGCGAGCUCAAGCUGCUGCGCUACUUCCAGGAGUGCGACGUGUCGGAGAACAUCAUCUCGAUCCUCGACAUCAUCAAGCCGGCGAGCUACGAGAGCUUCCAGGAAGUGUACCUGAUCCAGGAGCUCAUGGAGACCGACCUGCACCGCGUCAUCCGCACCCAGCACCUCUCCGACGACCACUGCCAGUACUUUACCUACCAGAUCCUGCGCGCCCUCAAGCCGAUGCACUGCGCCGAGGUCAUCCACCGCGACCUCAAGCCGGGCAACGUGCUGCUCAACGCCAACUGCGACCUCAAGGUGUGCGACUUUGGCCUCGCCCGCUCGCUCCUCACGGCCGAGGAGGACACGGGCUUUAUGACCGAAUACGUGGCCACCCGCUGGUACCGCGCCCCGGAGAUUAUGCUCACGUUCAAGAGGUACACCAAGGCCAUCGACGUGUGGUCCGUCGGCUGCAUCCUCGCCGAGAUGCUGACGGGCAAGCCCCUCUUCCCGGGGCGCGACUACCACGACCAGCUGUCGCGCAUCCUCGAGCUGCUCGGCACUCCGACACUGGAAGAAUUCUACAACAUCAACUCGCGCCGCUCGCGCGACUACAUCCGGUCGAUGCCGUUCAAGAAGCGCCAGGACUUCCGCCGCGUCUUCCCGAUGGCCACGGCCGAGGCGCUCGACUUUCUGACGCGCACCCUCACCUUUGACCCCAAGAAGCGGAUGACGGUGGAAGAGUGCCUCGAGCACCCGUACCUGGCCGCCUACCACGACGCCGACGACGAGCCGGGCGCGCCGCCGCUGGACCCCGAGUUCUUCCACUUUGACAUGAAGAAGAACAGCGUGACCAAAGAGGAGCUGCGCAGGGAGACGUACGACCAGAUCAUGGAGUUCCAGCCCCUCUUGCGGUGA
This is a messenger RNA of Pseudozyma flocculosa PF-1, 1533 nucleotides long. RefSeq lists its product as uncharacterized. The transcript is spliced from 2 exons. Gene Ontology annotation, biological process: protein phosphorylation; intracellular signal transduction. Gene Ontology annotation, cellular component: cytoplasm; nucleus. Gene Ontology annotation, molecular function: MAP kinase activity; ATP binding. Bases 1 to 1533 code for a protein of 510 amino acids. Lineage: Eukaryota; Fungi; Basidiomycota; Ustilaginomycetes; Ustilaginales; Ustilaginaceae. The record is from RefSeq and is a predicted model, not a curated record.